Botrytis byssoidea is the source of this 1429-nucleotide messenger RNA. RefSeq lists its product as uncharacterized. Bases 1 to 897 code for a protein of 298 amino acids. The transcript is spliced from 3 exons. The record is from RefSeq and is a predicted model, not a curated record. NCBI's taxonomy places the organism in Eukaryota, Fungi, Ascomycota, Leotiomycetes, Helotiales, Sclerotiniaceae.
AUGUCGACCAAAGGUGGACGUAACUCAUCAUGGAGUCGGUUAAAGCCCGUCAAGCAGGAUAUUUUCGAGGAGAUGGGCUUAAGAUCCAAGGGAGAUAAUCAGCUCCUUGACUAUAAAACCCAGGAACGUUUCUAUAACAAGAUAGUCGAACGAUACUUGAUAUUCGCAGCCGAUGCUCGCAGAGGAGACGAAUUGAACCGGAAGCUUGCACGUCUGAAUAUUGCACAAGAUAAUGCGAAUCGCGAUGCUGCUCCAACAACACAAACAGUGCCAAACCCCGCAGACCUUACCAAUGGCAAGCCCGAUGCAAACGAACUCGACGCUAUAACAAUGGGAAUGAGAAAACUCCGAGAAGGAAUCGUGGCAUCGAAAAGAAUAGAUGAUUUCUCCAUCCAAGCAUAUAUAUUUUGCAUACGCUUGUCAAUUUUGCUGAAACAUUGGGAAUCGUAUCAUCCAGCGAUGCGCCAUUUACUUCAAGUAAUGCACCCAAAAUAUCCACUAUCAAGCACCGAACUCCAAGAAUUUGCAGCAUACCAAGUUCUGGAUUUUGCUUGUAGGCAAUCGGAUCUGGCAAAGGCAUACUCCAUCAGACUCGCACUCGGGUUGCGAGACCCUAAAGUCGACGAAGUUUUGAAAGCGAUUGCUCACGAUAAUUACUUUCUAUUCUGGAAGGUAAAGAGAGAGGUUGAUGGCUAUAAGGCAAAGAUCAUGGAAUUCGCGGGGGAGGAAAUGAAGCUACAUGCUUUAAAAUCGAUUGGGAAAACGUACCUCAGCAUCGAAUUAGAUUCCCUGGAGCAACUUACCGAUUCUAGUUGGGGCGUCUUGACCGAGGCGUAUAGCGUGGGAUGGCAAUUAGAAGGGACAAAGGUUGUAAUUCGAAAACCAAAGCCACGCUGAAGGUAUAAAUAUGCAUCUGCGAUGUCAUUACUAUUAUUCUAUUUCAGGAAUAUACGAGGUUAUAUGUUAUAGGUCAUGAGUUGACCUUAUUCACUAUCAUGACUAUUGAUAAUUUAUAAUCAUUAUCAGCAUGAGCUGGAGAUUCAAGAACGUCCGCGCGAAGUCGUAAGAGAGGUCAUGUUGGAUUUGUACACUCCCAUUACCUUUUUCUGGUCGCAACACAAGAUUCUAGUCGGUACGACAUGAACGUCAUUUGACGCGACAACAGGAUACAGGUGUUCACGCUGAUCAUCCUUUGAUCGUAGGCCACGAACCCAUGAUUCUGGUAAGACGUGAAUAUCAAAUAUUUCACCGUUUCUAUUUCAUAAGGUUAUAAAAAGGAAACUUUUCGAUGAUGUCAUCCGAAAGAUGGAGGAAGUUGAUAUGAAGUAUGACAUCGGACUUGAGAGAUUGAUAAAUACUUGCGAAAGGUAUAUCAUUACUAGAAAAUGAAAUUUUAAUAUCAAAUCUACGAAUGAAAACCCUUUAAAUG